Mycosarcoma maydis (corn smut) is the source of this 669-nucleotide messenger RNA. RefSeq lists its product as uncharacterized. Lineage: Eukaryota; Fungi; Basidiomycota; Ustilaginomycetes; Ustilaginales. Gene Ontology annotation, cellular component: ESCRT III complex; multivesicular body. The record is from RefSeq and is a predicted model, not a curated record. The transcript has 3 exons. Bases 1 to 669 code for a protein of 222 amino acids. Gene Ontology annotation, biological process: protein transport; endosome transport via multivesicular body sorting pathway; late endosome to vacuole transport.
AUGCAGGCGGUGUCCAAGUUUAUAUUUGGACCGUCACAAGAGGAGAGAGUCAAGAAGGUGCAGUCACAGCUGCGGUCCGAGCAACGUGCGCUAGACAGAGAGAUGCGCCAGAUCGACCAAGGUUCCACCAAGACCAAAGCAGAGAUCAAAAAGCUUGCCAAGAAGGGCGAUGUCAAGAAUGCAAAGAUCCUGGCGAGAGAAGUGGUGCGCGCACAAAAGCAAAAGAAUCGACUCGCAGUUUCUAAAGCGAGACUGAACAGCAUACACAUGCAACUGCAACAUCAGCUAGCAAUGUACAAGGUGACCGGAAGCAUGCAGAGAUCGACCGAGAUUAUGAAGCUUUCGAAUCAGCUCGUCAAGUUACCCGAGGUUUCCGCGGUGAUGCGGCAGAUGAGCGCCGAAAUGACAAAGGCCGGCAUCAUGGAAGAAUUAAUGGAAGAUACACUAGACUCGGGCGUUCUAGGCGAAGACGAGGACGAGCUGGAAGAGGAAGCGCAGGAAGAGGUCGACAAAGUGCUCUAUCAGCUUACCGAUGGUAAGCUUGGCCAAGCCAACACCACCGACCACCUCCCCGAUCUGGCCAUCGAAGAUCCAAAGUUGAACGAGGAGCAAGAACAGCAAGACAUGCAACGCAUGCAGGCCGCUCUCGACGGUCUCCUUCGUGGUUGA